UGUGCGUCUUCUAUUCUUUCACCAAAUUUUCUCAUCACUUUUCUCUCUUCGUUUCUAAAUUUUCCUCCAUUCCAACGAAAUCUAGGGUUUUCAUUUCGCCUUCAUACCAAUUCCCAGGUACGUGCACUGCCUCUUCUGUUUCUCGCCCUGCUUUGAUUUCCACGUCAUCCUCGUAUUUUCGGUGAUCCCGAUUUUGAUUUGGAUAAUUGGGUUGAUUUUGACAAUUCUCUUUUUGGUUUUUGGUUUUUGGUUUUUUGUUUUUUUGCACCUGAAUUCUUCUUGGUUGUGUUAUGGUGAUUUUGACACGUAUCGUUUAUCAGGUGGCAUGUGUGGUGGGGCUUUGAAUUUCGAUUUAAUUAGGGAAACCCUUUUUAUGUUUUCCCCCUAUUUCCCCAUGGGUUUGACUCUCAGAUUGGGCUUCCCUUUUUUCUUUUUCUUUUUUGUUUUUCUUUUCGGUUUCCGAGAGAUUGAAAUGGUGGCUUAGCAACUGGGUUGUAUUUAUGUUAGUUAUAGGAAUGGGGUUUGUUUGAACUGUAUUUAUGCUUGGUCUUGGUGGGUUGAUACAGACAGGGGCAUAGAGGUUGGGUUGGGUGAGUUCAUUAGUGUAGUGGUAAGGAGGGUAGAGAGAGAAAGGUUCUGUGAGGAUGACAGAUUUUCAGCCGCUACAGCAGAAGCCUGAACCUGCUGAUGCCCACGCCGAGUUUGAGCGUGGACUGGAGGAGUUUAUGCGCGGGCACUUGGAUGAUUGUAUGUCGUUUGCUUCGUGUAGCUCCUCCCGUGCACCAGAUGAUGAGGACGAUGAGGGUGAUCAGCUAGUUCGGAGGAGGCGGAGGUCUGAUCUUGAAGGGGAUGAUUUAGCUGAGUCUUCGGCUGCACGCAGGCGUCAUUCGCGGAUUUUGAGCAGAUGGGCUGCACGGCAGGCACAGGAGAUGAUAACUACUAUUGAGAGGAGGAAUCGAGAGUCUGAGUUGAUGGCGCUCGCAGGAUUGCAUACCGUCUCAAUGCUGGACUCUUCUUUCCUGAGGGGGUCACAGUCUCCAACUUCUGGCCAGGAGGGGGCUGUGGAGAGGCCCAGCACUCAGGCAUCUGCCAUUCUGCAGAUGUGGCGUGAAUUGGAAGAUGAACAUUUAUUGAACCGGGCACGUGAAAGGAUGAGGGAAAGGUUGCGCCGUCAAAGGAAUUCUGACUCUAAUACCAAUGUGUCCAGUACCAUGUCUGAUAGUCGAGGCAGUGAGAAUCAAGGGAGUUUGGGGGAUGCAAGUGAAAGUGAAAAUGAUUAUGGUACUUGGUCACAUGAUCACAUUGGAUCAAGGAAUGCACAUGUGGAUCAUAAUGGGUCUAGCAGGGAACAAUCUCCUGAUCUUGGCGAAGUUGAGAGGGAGAGAGUUAGGCAGAUUGUUAGGGGAUGGAUGGAAAGUGGUAUUAGUGAUCAUUCGUCUAAUGUGAGUCAGAGAAACAAUAACCGUAGGGCAGAAUGGCUUGGAGAAACAGAGCGUGAGAGGGUAAGAAUUGUCAGGGAAUGGGUACAAAUGACUAGCCAGCAGAGAGGAUCUCGUGGGAGCCGGAGGGAUACUCAAGUAAGUGAAGGUGCUCAAGUUGAUCGAGUCCGUGAUGUGGUGACUGAUAAUGAUGAGGGUCAGCCUGAGCAUGUUCGGCGGGACAUGUUGAGGUUGCGGGGAAGACAGGCUCUAGUUGAUUUGCUUGUGAGGAUAGAAAGAGAAAGACAAAGAGAGCUGCAGGGUUUGUUGGAGCACCGAGCUGUUUCUGAUUUUGCUCAUCGCAACCGUAUUCAGUCACUGCUCAGAGGUAGAUUCCUCCGAAAUGAAAGAACUGUUGAAAAUGAGAGGCCUCCGUCUAUGGCUGCAAGUGAAUUAGUUCAGUUAAGACAACGACACACAGUCUCUGGUUUAAGGGAGGGGUUUCGUUCAAGAUUAGAAAAUAUUGUUCGUGGUCAAGCAGGCUCCAAUCCUGAUACCACAUCAAAUAGUAAUGUUAGUGAAACAAGAAGUGAUGAAAACCAAGCAAACAGUUUGGCAGAUGCCCAACAAGAAAAUUAUGAACAAGAGCAGAGAAGGGGUGUGGAAACUGAUGUGCGACAGUUGCCUAAUCAAACAGGAACUCUGGAGAGUAGCACAAGUGAGAGUAUUAGUUGGCAAGAAGCUAGUAAUCAAGGAGUGAAUUGGCAGGAACAAAUUGCUGAAGAAGGGGGAGGAAACUGGCAACAGAGUCCGUUCAACCAGAUUAGAGAUGGGAGGGCAGUCAAUGAUUGGCCACAGGAACCUCCCAGAAAUUUAGCUGGGGAAGAUCAUCCGCGGGAAACUCAAAGAGCUUGGCACGAUGAUAACACGAGGGAAGCUGUUAGUAAUUGGUCCGAAGGACCUUCUGGAGCUUCAAGGAAUCGCCGUGGUGUUCCCUUUAGAAGAUUCAAUAGAUUUCAUCCACCUGAUGAUGAUAAUGUAUACAGUAUGGAGCUUAGAGAACUUCUGAGCAGGCGAAGUGUUUCUAACCUUCUUCGUAGUGGUUUCCGAGAGAGUCUGGACCAACUAAUACAAUCAUAUGUGGAAAGGCAAGGUCGUGCACCCAUUGACUGGGAUUUGCAUCGGAACUUGCCAACACCAACUCCUGCCUCACCUGAACGGGACCCUGACCAGCAGGGUGAUGAACGUGGUGAGGGUCAACAUGAAGCCAUUAACAGACCUUCAAUGGUAUUGCCUUCUCCACCAGUACCUCCACCACAACCGUUGUGGCACCAGGAUUUGCAUCAAACUGGAUGGUCUCGCCAUAGCAUGCAUCGUUCUGAAAUUGAGUGGGAGAUAAUGAAUGAUUUAAGAUCAGACAUGGCAAGACUUCAGCAAGGCAUGAAUCACAUGCAGAGGAUGCUGGAGGCUUGCAUGGAUAUGCAACUGGAGUUGCAGCGCUCUGUCAGACAGGAAGUCUCUGCAGCUCUGAACCGCUCAGCCGGUGAAAAUGGAUUGGGUGCUGAGACAUCUGAUGAUGGGUCCAAAUGGGGGCACGUGAAAAAAGGAACUUGCUGUGUAUGUUGUGAUAACCAUAUCGAUUCUCUUUUGUACAGAUGCGGGCACAUGUGCACUUGUUCAAAAUGUGCCAAUGAGUUAGUUCGAGGUGGAGGUAAGUGUCCUUUAUGCCGAGCACCAAUUGUUGAGGUGGUCCGAGCAUAUUCCAUACUGUAAAAAGGAAGUUAAAAGGGCAUGGAAAGAAGGAAAGAUCUGAGGCAGUUGAUCUCAGUUCUGGAAGUCUUGAGGUUCAUAUUUAUAAGUGUUCUAGAUGCCUUUGUUUUUCUGAUUAUAUGGAACUCCAUGAAUUGUAUAAUUGGAUUAGCAAAUGGCGCUGUUGAUUCAUCAUUCUUGCGUAAAUAAAUAGUUGGCCCGAUUAUUCUUUCCAAAUCCUACUCUUUUUCUAAAAUUUCCAAGCUUGUAUAUGUGAAUAAAAACAGACGAUUCCACCCAAAAAAAAUAUGGUGCUGGUCAAUCUAUAUCUACAAUAUUUUCCC
Abrus precatorius (Indian licorice) is the source of this 3511-nucleotide messenger RNA. RefSeq lists its product as uncharacterized. The transcript is spliced from 7 exons. NCBI's taxonomy places the organism in Eukaryota, Viridiplantae, Streptophyta, Magnoliopsida, Fabales, Fabaceae. The record is from RefSeq and is a predicted model, not a curated record. The coding region runs from base 645 to 3191 and encodes 848 amino acids.